AUGUCUAAUCACCAGUCAUCGCAAGCCUGGAAUCAGAAUUCUUGUGGGCAGAGCCCUCACAACAUGAACCAUUCGAUGCUGAAUUUGAACGACGAUUACGCUAAUAUCUUGAGUAACCUGGCCCAUGGCAGCCCGCCGGUGUUAAAAGAAAGUUCUAAUAUUGGCCAGGGUCUGCAAAAUGCAUCAUCACCAGUCCAAAAUGCCCGUUCAGGUAACGAGAAACAGCCAAACUUGGACUUGUUACUGCAACACUACCAGGAGCUGUUCAGUCGCUCUAACGGAGCCAAUAGCAGCAGCACCGCCAACACCAACACCAACACCAACAACACCAACACCAACACCAACACCAACAACAACAACAACAACAACAACAACACCAACAACAACACCAACACCAACAACACCAACACCUACUUCAAUAAAAAUAACGGGCCAACCGGUAACAAACAUGGACAGGACGUGCCAGAACCGUCAAAUCCAGGCCACGGUUCCAACAUUAGCGCCAAGGCACUAGCAGCUCUCGAACAAAAGUCGGUCAUAGCAGAAGACCCCUGUGAUCAUUGUCGUAGAAGACAAAUAAAAUGUGUUAUAGUCCCAGGUUUGGCUAACUGCGUGCAAUGCGAAACAAAGGGGAUAAAGUGCGUAUAUUCAAAAUCCCCAGUAUCGCACCAAAACAUGGAUACUUCUCGAGACGCCUUCAAGCGUAAUCGCGUGGAUGAAAACGUCAACGUCCACGAGCUCCUGAAACGCUCUAAAGUCAAUGCUGGCCAUGAAGGCAUUUCCGAAAACUACACGGACUUACUCCGAAGUUUGGACCAGGUCACGAGCGAGAAGCACAAAAGGAACUCUGACAACCUCAGUGCUUCCGCUAUGGGCAAUUUGUCUAGUCCCUACAUGAUGUUUGACUCUCCUGGUCAGAACGACCCAGCCAAGAGCUCGGCCAAUAGCAUUCAGACAGGGGCGUCGCCCUCUAACUUUUCGGCCAGCACAAACUACAAUAACGGUCAGCAGAAAAUGACACAUACUCAACCCCCCAUCCAAUACCCUCGGUCCUCGUUUUACGUUGGUCCCACAUCCGUGUUUGACAUUAAUCUGGUUAACAAGGUAAAACUGGAUAAGAUAGAUCAAGUGCAAUUGUCUAAGACGCUAGCUCUCCGAAAAGUUGCUCCUAAUGUGCAGUUUCUACUCAGGGAUGAUCUUAAUCAGUCGCUGUACAUGAAACAAGAACAGGAAGUUGACAUGGUGGAAAAACUUGUCCACCCACAUGGCAAAAUACUGGUUGACAUUUUCUUCAAGUUGAUACAUCCUCAAUUUCCAAUUUUACACGAGCGGGUUUUCUUGGAAAAGUACUCGAGAUCUUACCGUGAACUCACUGCCCCUCUUCUUGCGGCAUUGUACUCUCUUUCGUUGCAAUGGUGGGAUUUUCAUCCUCAGCUCGUCGGAUUUGCGAAACCAGAUGUAACUGACCAGUUGAAUAAGAUUGCAUUGAGAACUUUCUUCGACGUGAUAGAGAGGCCGAAGCUAAGUAUCAUACAGACGGGUUUGCUCAUUCUACAGUGCCGUAGCGAGAACUCGAGUAAUUGGGCCAUAUGUUCCGAGGUCGUGGCACUAGCUGAAGAUCUUGGUUUGGGUGUGGAUUGUCAAGACUGGAGACUUCCUCGUUGGGAGAGAGGUCUUAGAAGACGGUUAGCAUGGGCCGUAUGGUUACAAGAUAAAUGGACAUCCAUGAUUGAGGCUAGGCAUUCUCACCUAAUUCUAGGUAGAAAUUGGCUGGUAAAAAUGCUUACCGACGAAGACUUUCCAAGCAGCUCACCAGUUAUAAGUAGCGCAACAGGCGGCUUUCAGUUCAACAGCCAAAUGCUUAGAGACGUUACAAGCCCAGUGGGUGGUAGAUCCAUGUUAGAUCUGUCGCCCACUGAGGAGGAUUUCAAAAAUACCAAGAUCAUGUUUCAGUAUAUGAUUUCUUUGAGCAUUAUAUUAGGAGAAGUGCUGGACACCUUUUACACGCUGGGGGCACUUCAAACUGUCACGCGAAUCGAAGAAGUACUCAAGCUUGCAAAGCCGUUGCAGCUAAAAAUGCGGGAAUGGUAUCACUCCUUGCCACCUCAACUUUCGAUGAACUUCUUUCAGGAAAGAAAAUUCAACAGUAAUGCAUCUCUGACCCUCUCGUAUUUUGCUGUUGAAUUGACUCUCCAUAGAAAAAUCAUAACUACUUUGAGUAAUGGUUCCUCUCCCGAACUUGUUCAGGUAUGUCGUUUAGCAGCAAAAACGAGGCUAGUGGCAGCGAUAGAGUUUGUACGUGACUUGAAGUUCGAGCACAUCAAUUCGUUUUGGUACACUGGCUCUACGGGCAACCUCACUUUAAUCGGUACUUUUGCUGCGCUGCUGUAUGUUACAGCUCCCACAAAAGAAGAAGCGGCCAUUUUUAGAGACUGCUUGAGAAACUACGUGUGGAUUUUGAGAAUGAGUUCCAAGAGCUUUGAAAAAGCUGGACAUGGUUUGAAAAAGAUUCACAUGCUACUGGCCCAGAUUCCAGGCUUAUUGACCGACGACAUUAGCCCUCCGCAGCACCAGCAGCAUAAUCUUAAUCCUUUAUCAACUCUCUCGCCGUUAGUGCACCAACAAGAAGUUCAACAGCAUUUCGCACCUUCGUUGGCUCAGAGCCCACAUGGCUCACAACCUGCUGUCAAUCAACUGAAGGGCUUAAGGCCAGAUAUUCUUCAUCAGCUAACUAACAUCCAAGGGAACAUGCCCAUGAUUGGCGACUCCCAAAAUGCAGCAGACCAGAAUGGAUUGAAUAAAGCACCAGUUGACGAAGGCAGAGACGGGAAAAACAUGGGACAGGAUUCAAACCGUAUCUCGCCCGCGGACUCUUCGCCCGGGGCGAAAGCAUCGCCCAAAAAAGGCGCCAACGUGGAAGGCGACACCGGGUCUCCAAACAUGCCUUUUAAAAGGAGGAAAGAAGGAGGCCAAUCCUCGGACAGGCCCACUAGGAUGGUAUCGAAAUCAAAAGUGCUCACACCGCAAAGCGUUACCGAAGCCAAUGGAAGAAGCAGUAAAUCAACGAUUUCGAAUGAUGAACAUCCGCAAUCUGGCAGUGUAUUUGACUCGCAAAAUCAAGAUCUUCAAGUCUCGCCGAGGUCAACAGAGGAGCCACAAAAUAAAGAUACAGCAGCGGUACCGGAUGGCUCAUCACCCAGUCUGUUUUCGAAACAAAAUGGAGACGGACAACCGACUCCAGGCAGUCAACAGGAAGUUAGUCAGGAAAAAUCAGAUUCGAAUGACUAG
Molecule: messenger RNA, 3288 nt
Organism: Lachancea meyersii CBS 8951
Lineage: Eukaryota; Fungi; Ascomycota; Saccharomycetes; Saccharomycetales; Saccharomycetaceae
Source: the annotation of a GenBank genome assembly